Trichoderma atroviride IMI 206040 is the source of this 966-nucleotide messenger RNA. NCBI's taxonomy places the organism in Eukaryota, Fungi, Ascomycota, Sordariomycetes, Hypocreales, Hypocreaceae. The record is from RefSeq and is a predicted model, not a curated record.
AUUGCAAUCGCUGGCGGCACUGGCAACAUUGGCAGAACCAUCAGCGACGCCCUAGUCGCCGCCGCAAAGUACAAAGUGAUUGUGCUUGCCCGUGAGGUAAAUACAAAUCAUCAUUCAUCAUUAAAGCUAUCCAUCCCAAGGCUUGUUCUGACAUGCGCUCCCUCGCUUAUCAGCGUCGACUACAACGACAUCAAUGCUGUAACCACCAUAUUAGAGAAUAAUAAUGUCGAUACGGUCAUUUCUACCAUCAGCGUUAUAACGCCAGAGUCUGGAGUAGCUGAACGCAAUCUCAUCAAGGCGGCUGCAAAGGCGGCGCCCACGAAACGCUUCAUUCAGAGUGACUGGGGUGUACCCGCACCUUUGGAAAGCAACCUUCUCUUGCCGCAGCAUCAAGUCCGUCUUGCCUCAAUGGAGCAACUCCGCCAAACAGACCUCGAAUGGACACGGUUCCACGUUGGCUAUUUCCUCGACUACUAUGGCAUGCCGCACAUAGAGACUCAUCUUCCGGCGCCAUUCGCUUUCGUCUUUGAUAUCCCCAACAAAGUGGCAGCCAUUCCAGGCAGCGGCAACGAUGUCUUCUCGCUUACAUAUACGCGAGACGUAGCCAAAUUCGUUGUCAAGGCACUCGGGUUGCCUAAAUGGGAAGAAGAAACGUUUUGUUAUGGCGAUAAGGUGACAUGGAAUCAGGUUCUGCAGCUUGCUGAAGAUGCGACCGGAUCCAAGUUCAAUGUUACCUAUGAUGGCAUCGAGAAGCUUGAGAAGGGAGAGGUUACUGAACUACCAUCCCAUGCCAUGGCCUACGAGCAUUUUCCAAAGCCACUUCUACAAAACUAUUUCUCAAAGUUCAGCUUGUACAUCAUCGCCGGCUUGUUCGAUAUGCCAGCAGACAAAUCUCUCAACAAGGUAUUCCCAGAGGUAAAGACAACCACCGUGAAGGAAGUUCUAGAUCUCUGGAAGGGUAAAUAG